UCGCUUGAGUUUCCGCUCUUUGGAUCCGGUUUGAACGUUAGUGAUAAUUGAUAAGAGUGUGUGUUCGUAUCCAUUCAUAUCGUGAUUAAAUUACUGAAAGUAUUUUAAGUUUAUUAAUGUUAUUUAUAGCAAAAUAAUCGCGAGAGAUGUCACGUUUUAUCAGCGCUACGUGUUCUUAUGAUACGCGCACUACUACACGAUUUUUCACGACUGAACGCGGUUCAUUAUAGGUUAGAUUCGUUAUGUCUACCGUGUUUAUCUUUCGGCGGUUUCGUGGAUGUUUUCGAUUCUUUUCGUGCAAGUGCCAUUAGCAUUUUUGUCAAGUGAUUUGUGUCUUUUGCUUCCAAUCACGGGUCAUCGUGGUCAGCGGCGGAAAAUGACGGAAGAGAUGGAAAAUGUCAAUCAUGACUCCAGCGCGGAUGAAAAAUACAGGGUAUACGCGAGCGUAUCGUUCGCGGUGCUAUUACUGGGGGUCGGCGUACCCCUUUGGUGGCACACCACGGCGGUGCCCCGUGUCGCGCUUCCUUACACCGGGAUCAGCGAGUUAUCACAGCUAGACAUCAGGAUCAACACGAAGAUCAUGGUCGCGGCGCUCUCGCGCGAUCGCGCCGAGCUACUCGCGCGCGAGAUCAGGCGAGCGUUUGCGAAUGCUGAGAUAUACGAGUUGAAUGUGGAGUACCAGGUGAUCUCCAACAAUCUGCUCGCGUCCGCUUUCACAUAUCAUGAGCUGGAGAAGGUGGCCUCGAACUUCGAUCUGGACGUGGGCGAUCUGCUCUUACUGGAAGCAACAAAUCUGAAUGACGCUGUUCUGGUUGGCUCCAACAGAACGCUAUACUUCUCCACCGAGACAAGUGCUGCUAAAUUGAUACAAGUAUUGUCACAGUGGAUCCUGCACGACAAGUCAUUAGCUUUGACGAAGAAUGCACUUGCCGAGCCCACAGUGUAUAGUUUAGACGAGGAGAAUAGAAGACGAUUCCCAGCCAGUCCGGCAUAUGACGUUCUAAUCACCCUAGUUAACCCCGAUCCCGAGAAGCUAAAGGUCACAUGGAACCUAAAAAGGAUAGCUGAGUACAUGCAGCCGUUCCUAGACGAGUUGUCCAUUCUAAGUAACUUCUCCGUCAAAUCGCAGUGGCUGUACCUGUUACCGUUGGACGUUAAUCCCAGACGGGUGCCCGACAGCAGCCCGAGUCGUCGUCACUUCGCUCUACGUGAAAGCGUCCUGCCACAGCUGGUGACGCCGUUGGAGAAGAAACUAGCAUCGCAGGUUAGUCUCCAUCCGUGCAUCAACCUCGUCCUCUACACGGUGCCGUGCGACAGCGCGCCUCUGCACAUUUACACCCGCAGCGGACACCGAUCACGGACAGACAGCAAUGUGGAAGCCUUCCUGUCGCCGAGAUGGGGUGGUGUGGUGCUGCUUAAUCCACCGGCGCACAGCUGCGAGAACGUGGGCGAGGAAGGAAUUGCCACCAUCGUUCCUGAGGAAACUGCCGUGAUAGGCACGUUCCUGGCACAGCUCAGAUUGUUGCUGGGCAUCCCGGAAACGAAACCCAUCAGCGGAGUGACAGCGGUGCCGCUAGUGGGACUGAAGUCACGCGAUUGGGAGAUAGAUUCCUUGCUUAGAUUCCGCACCGUCGAGCAAUUGACCUCAGCCAAAUUGACUCUGCAAUCACUGGCGCAGCUGCUCAAGGAGAUCAGCAACAUCGUCAUCACGGACGUAGUCGGCAAUAGGAUCAAAACCGCGCUCGAGCUGGUGCACGAGUCCGCCGAGCGUUUGCGACACGGCGACCUCGAGCGCAGCUUCAACCUCAGCAAGGAGGCCUUCGUCACCGCCGAGGCGGCGUUUUCCGAUCCUACGCUGCUGGCGCUCCUUUACUUCCCCGAGGAUCAGAAGUACGCCGUGUACAUCCCCCUGUUCCUGCCGGCGAUGAUACCGGUGCUCUUAUCGCUGAAAAAUAUACGGAGGUACUACUUCCCCGAGAAGGGCAGCAGCGCAAAGAGGAAGAUGAGCCACGCAGAAAGCGAGAAUGACGAGGACAGUGAGCCGAAGAUCGGGUAGGCACUUAUUUCAUCGGCGAUGAGGGUGAUUACACGAGUGUGUUACGAUCGUGCGAUCGCUCGUUCGAGAUCAUUUUGAUGAAGGAUAGUAUACAGCAAUAAUAGGCGUGUAAUUUCAUACAUUCGUUACAUACCGUUUUUAUACAGACGAGAUUUCGUAGCAAUAUAUAUAUAUAUAUAUAUAUAUAUAUAGCAUCGACCGGUUUAUCGCAAAGCUCUUCGAGUUUUUUCAUUCACGCGUAAAACGUCAAAACCAUUAUCCGAUCGCUCAACACGACUGAUACGUAACACGCGAAUUUAGGCGUUAUUCAAGGCUGAUUCCGUUAGACGGGAUCGUCUUAACAAUCAUUAAGUACGAAGAUAAUUCUAAAAGUUUUCUCGCGAAAGUUUCGUCGCGACGAUCUCGCGCGAGGAGAAACUGCCGGGAGGAUACACGCGUGAGAAGCGCGACAAUAGCUCGAGGAGAGGAAAAUGUUCGAUGAGACGUGUAUGUAUGUGUCUGUGUGUAUGCGUGCAUAUAUGAAAACAUUCGCACAAUAAAGAAAAUGUAAUAAACGA
Messenger RNA from Ooceraea biroi (clonal raider ant), 2613 nucleotides. It is a transcript of the gene PIG-S, whose product is annotated as phosphatidylinositol glycan anchor biosynthesis class S. Lineage: Eukaryota; Metazoa; Arthropoda; Insecta; Hymenoptera; Formicidae. Gene Ontology annotation, biological process: attachment of GPI anchor to protein. The record is from RefSeq and is a predicted model, not a curated record. Gene Ontology annotation, cellular component: GPI-anchor transamidase complex.